UCCGCCAAUACGUUUCUGAUUGCCCCCCUCCUCUACAAAAUCUCUUCCAGAACUUUUCUUUGCUGUUGGGCUUUGCUCUGUUGUUUGUCCUUCAAAGCCAAAAUUGAUUCCGGGUUUCUUUCGUAGUUUCAUUCAUCAGGGUUUGUUCUUCUGGUUGAGGAGCAGUGCCAUCUCGAAGUUCAUUGAUACAAUUUUUGAAAGGAUAAAUAGAUCACUAUGGAUUUUAAAGGUCUAACUUGGGUUGGAAAUAUAUAUCAAAAGUUUGAAGCUAUGUGCUUGGAGGUGGAAGAAGUUAUGUAUCAGGAUACUGUUAAAUAUGUUGAAGAUCAGGUGCACACUGUUGGGGCAAGUGUGAAAAAGUUCUACUCAGAUGUUAUGCAAGAUUUUCUCCCUCCAUCUUCCAUUGAUCCUGUGAAACUAUCUCCCAUUGAUUUGUCUCUGAAUCCCUAUGGUGAUUUUGGGAUCUGUAAGAAACCAAAGGCAAGUAUUGAGGCAGAUCCUAUAAAGAUCAAGAAGCCUGUCACUGAGGAUUCAGAAGUGGUCAUUGGUGCAAAGGCAGAUUACAGUCCAUUGUUCAGUGGACUUGAUGAUUUAGAUCAUUUUCAUUCAGAGUCUUUUGCUGGCCCAGACAAGCGUGCAGGCAUGGACUUAUAUUUGGAACAAAAUAAGUGCAAAAGUUCCUAUCGACUUUCAGAUGGGGUUACCAAAAGAAGAUCUAGAAGGAACAACUGUGUGCCAUCAGGUACUUCAAUGUCAGUCACUCCCGUGUCAAAAGAUUUUAGCACUGUGUCAUCAUGCCGUGAAAGAAAUGAGAAUGGAGUAGCAUGUGAUCAGAUUGCUAUAUUACCGUGCCCAUUUCCAGCUGAUGCUAAAGGACGUGAUAUUAGUGGAGCCAAAUUAUGUGAAAAUGGCCCUGUCUCAACUCUCUCUAUGAUUGAUGCUUCAACUGAUAGAAUUUCACCUGUUCAAUCUGAUGCCAACAAACAAACAAAACUGGAAGGUUCUUCAUCAGACAGUAUGCCUGAUGCUUCAUCAGCAGAAGAUGGCACACAAAAAAGUAGCAAAGUGGUUUCGCAGAUAAGGUCUAAUGUCAGUGAGGCAUCUGCAAGUGAGGACUGUUUGCCCCUUCCAGGAAGAUCAACUGAAUUUAACUUGAAGGUGAUUGAUAAUUAUGAAAAUGCAAUUGGGCUGGGGAUUGAAGCUGUUGAAAAUUUUGACAAAGAGAAUCUGGUUGGAACUUGUGUGUUAGUCGACAGAGUAAAACUUUGCGUUGCAACUCCCAAGGAAUAUAAACCUAGGUCAUAUAAGAAAAAGAUUCAGAAAGCUCUCUACUCAAAGAAGUCGGUAAGAAAGCAGGAGUACAAACAGCUUGCAAGGCAACAAGAGAUUGAAUCAGAAUCAAACCAAGAAAGUUCAGGGAGUGUGGUGCCUUCACUAACCAUGGAUGGGGACAGAAACGGAUCAUCAGCUCCCAGUGCUUGUGAAUCUGAGUGGGAGCUUGUGUAGAUACGACUACUGGAGAGCUUGUGUAGAUACGACUACUGGAGAAGGCUUUGGUAAAUAAACACUCACCUGUAAGUAAACCUACCAGCCACCCAUUGGAGAUCAAGGGGGUAAGGUUCUAUAUAUGUCACAUGUCGACUGUGUCAGCUAUAAAUUACAUCCUUGAGAACUGUCUGAAGUGGUAAAAUAGCAAAAUAAGCCACCUUUUUAAUGUUUAAGGAUAUCGGCAAUUUCAUAAUUUGUAGUUCAUUACAUACUGGUUGCCCUUAUAAGGCACAAUCAUAAUCACAUACUUUGCUCUUCAUAUUCGCAAA
Messenger RNA from Diospyros lotus (date-plum), 1817 nucleotides. RefSeq lists its product as uncharacterized. The coding region runs from base 217 to 1506 and encodes 429 amino acids. The transcript has 6 exons. NCBI's taxonomy places the organism in Eukaryota, Viridiplantae, Streptophyta, Magnoliopsida, Ericales, Ebenaceae. The record is from RefSeq and is a predicted model, not a curated record.